UCCGUUGGAGCAUCCUGCUUGGCUGAAGAGCUGUGGCAGAGCUCCAAUUCCGUGGAUCGGAAGUAUUAUUAUUGUUUUAUUGGUUAAUGUAGAUGGUAUAACUCAUGUACCAAUUUAUAAUUAUCACACUAACCCCAUGUGCUCAUGUACGAUACUUCACGGUGUAUGGUUCGUGUUUGGACAGGCCUAAGGUUAAAUAGGGUACAUUGUUUAUAUUCUUGCGUAUAAGGGACUGUGAAGUUUUCGAAGCUGUGGGAUUGAAUUCUGAAAUGUCUACGCCGUUCGGUGUCCUGUUUAAAUAAACUGAACGGCUAAUCUGAUCUGAAAAUGAAACAAGAGUACCAGGACCUCAUCUUGCAGGCGUGCGGCGCGUCAAAGAUGAGUGUAGGCGCAAACAUCCAGCCAUUAUGGAGCGGCUAUGGGAAGAUAAUUCGAGUUCAUCUGGAAGGGAGUGAUCGGCCCUCCGUUGUUGUGAAACACGUCAAAUUUCCAAAUGAUACCGAGCGUACGGAUCACUCUCACAUGCGUAAAGCAAAAUCGUACCACAUCGAGAGCCACUGGUACAAGAACUACUCCACCAAGCCCAGCUGCAGGAUACCAGCAUGUCUGGCGACCCAUUCAUGUGGAGAAGAGAUGCUGUUAGUUCUAGAGGAUCUUGAUGCGGCCGGCUUUGAUCAGCGAAGGACCAGCGUGAAAGACAGAGAAAUACGUGUUUGUCUCAGAUGGCUGGCACACUUCCAUGCUCUCUUCCUGGGUGUGGAUCCAGAAGGCCUGUGGCCGGUUGGUACCUACUGGCACCUGGAGACCAGGCCAGAUGAGCUGGAGUCCAUGGAGGACGGCAAGCUCAAGACAGCUGCUGGGGACAUCGACAGCACCCUAAAUGAAUGUCACUUCAAGACCAUUGUUCAUGGGGACGCCAAAUUAGCAAAUUUUUGUUUUACCCAAGGAGGACGGGAUGUUGCGGCAGUUGACUUUCAGUACGUUGGCGGAGGCUGUGGAAUGAAAGACGUUAUUUAUUUAUUGGGAAGUUGUCUGGAGGGGCGAGAGUGUCAAAAGAAAGUGCCAGGCUUGUUGACCCAUUAUUUCAAAGAGCUAAAGUCGUCGGUUAACAAAGAGGUGGACUUUGCUGCCCUCGAGGCGGAGUGGACAGAGAUGUUCGCGUUUGCAUGGGCAGACUUCGAUCGUUUCCUGCUGGGGUGGAUGCCUGGACACUUGAAAAUAAACUUUUACAGCCAACAGUUAACCAAUGAAGUACUACGAAAAUUAGAGCAGUAAACUGGAAAUAUGAAAAAUUCAAUGAAGUCAGCUCAGUGGUUUUAGAAACAAACCUGCAACAUGUGUACACACCUACAACACACAUCUGUAGCAAAUUAAUAUACUCCACUGUAAAAUAGAUUAUCUUUAUUAACUCAUUUACUCAGUAAUUUAAAACGAGUAGCAUACAACUUAAUUAUUGUGUCAGAUAAGUACUGUUUUCAACAUAUUUUAUUUCCAAAUGCAACAUAGUUCAUUUGGAAAUCCAUCUUCCCACAGUCCAUAAACAUCCAAGAUGUGUCAAAAUGUGAAAAUAAAAAAAUUCAAAACAUGGGCAUGGAUCUCUAAAUAUAUUCAUUAUUAUUAUUAGAAACUACAGUUGAAUACAGUAUUUUAUACAACAUCUGUUGUCCAGUCAGGAUCGUCGGUAAGGCUACAGAGGAACCAUGACGUCGUUUCCGGUAUCACGCCCGACAAUACAACAACAAACCUGCCAAGCUACGGAUCGUGGACGUGAAGACCAAGAAACCACAUUUGGUGGUUGUAUUGCAUUUUAACCCUAAAUGCAAAGCAACCGCACGACAAAAAAUCUUUUUGGUCAGACCCGCAACAAGUUUGAAAGGCAAUGAGAGCAGUGUUUUGCCCCGCUCCUGAUCUACCUACCUGGCCUCCCAGCCAUCAUUGACACAGGUUAGAUUGGUGCCAUGAGUAAUAUGAGCAAUGGACUCGGGGACAGUUGACAGUCCUGUCACCUUGGUCAUCAAGGCGCCCAACCAGAAGUACAAUGACCAGACCAUCAACUGCUUCCUCAAUUGGACUGUGGAGAAGCUGAAGAGCCAUAUCUCCAUUGUGUACCCUAGCAAGCCGUUGUCCAAGGACCAGAGGCUUGUCUACUCAGGCAAACUGCUCCAGGACCACCUGCAGCUCAAAGAUGUGCUCAGAAAGCAGGACGAGUAUCACAUGAUGCACCUGGUGUGUGCCUCCCGCAGCCCCCCAGCCUCCCCAACGCCGCCCCGUCCCUCCUCCCCCACUGCCAACGCCAGCUCCAGCAGUAGCAAUUCCGAGGAUGCCGGCUCCGCCUCCUUGGCCGGUUCAGCCAAUCAGGCAGGUCCACCAACUGCCCCUUCCAUCUCCGUACCAGGAGGUAAUGAUGGGCUGAGGUAUCGAGGGGGCUUCCCCCAGUCCGGCGCCCAUAUCACCACCGCUGCUGGUGCCAUGCCUUGGCCACAGGGGACAGCGUUUCCCCCCCAGGCAGGGCUGGGGCCCACCUCCGGCCCCCACCCCAUAUACACGCCCAUGCAGGUCCUCUGGUGGCAGCAGAUGUACGCACGGCAGUACUACAUGCAGUAUCAGGCAGCGGUGGCGGCCGCCCAGCCCGCUACUUCCGCCGCUCCCCUGGCGCCCCCUGGCCCCGCCCCCUCGCCACCGCAAAUGCAGCCGGCCCCGCCCAACGAGCGCAUGCCGGCGGCGCUGGGGCCCAACGCGGCGGCCCCCAACCCUCUGCCCGAGAACCCGCCGGCCAACGCCAACAUCCAGAUGAACGCGCAGGGCGGGGCCGUGCUGAACGACGACGAGCUGAACCGCGAUUGGCUGGACCGGCUGUACGGCGUGUCGCGGGCCGGCGUGCUGCUCGGCAUCGUCUACUUCUACUCCUCCUUCAGCCGCUUCGUCAUGGUGCUCGGAGCCAUGCUGCUGGUCUACCUGCACCAGGCCGGCUGGUUCCCCUUCAGGGCCGAGCAGCAGCAGGACCCCGGGGCUGGACAACGGGACGCAGCUCCGAGGGGGGAGGCGGAACGGCACCGGGACCUCCAGGAGAUGGAGCGACUGAUGGAUGAGGGCAUGGAGGACAAUGACGGUGAGGAGGAGGAAGGUGGAGGAGCAGGAGAAGGCGAUGAGGAGCAGAGCCAGGCCCAGGCCGCGGUCCAGCAGCCAGGCUUCCUCACCUCCGCCUGGUCCUUCAUCAGCACCUUCUUCACCUCCCUCGUCCCAGAGGGACGGCCCCAGCCUGUCAACUAAUGAUCAAGUCGUCCCCCACUCCCACCACAGACACUACCUUAAUGACCACCGCCGUAGCACGACCCCUCCAUCCACCCGACCAACGCCACACCCCAGAGGCCGUGCUACCCAGGUUCACAGGGUACACUCUCCAUGGGAUAUGACUCUCCAGGAUGGUCUAGUCAGAACAGCCGGAUUUCAACAUGAAAUUCUGAAACAAUGAAUUUAGAUGGAGGGAAAUCUCUCUAGCUCAUACACACACACACACACACACACACACACACACACACACACGUAUGACCUUGGUUCUAAACACCAACAGGAUACUGAAUGAACAAUUCCUUAUUAACUUCAAUCACCCUGCUGGCAUUUAUAACAAAUAUGACCGCCAGGUGAACAGGGCCAAUAAUAGCCCAUUUAGCAAAAACAGCCUGUUAAACAAAACGAUAAAUCAACUGACAUUUUAGAAAGAACAACAUUAAAACAUCUAAAACGGCAAGUUAAUGGUACUUCUAUUUGAGAUUUUCUUUCAUUAAUUAUGUGAUCGUAAGUAGAAGGGACUUCUAUUGUGAAAAAUUCAUAAAGGCUGCCGUAAUUCAGACACUUGGGAGAUUUCUGUUGGAAAUUGCUGGACGACUAAAGAAAACAUUUUUGUUUUUCAUGUUCAAUUGUAUUUUCAUGACAAUUGGAUAAGAUGAUUGAUUUUCAGUAAUGCAAUGCCAUCGUUUUGCCCCCCCAUAUGAAUUUACAUAAAUAUAUGAAGUUUAUGCAUCGUUAUUAAGCCCUCAAUAAUUGCUCUUUUUAAAUAAAUGCCUAGUUGCAGUUUGACUGAAUGUGCUGUAUUUCACCACCCUCUAAUGAUGUCCACAAGGGGGCGCCGUCGCCAUUCAGCAGAGCCUUGUUGCAGAAGAGGUCUAUUCAGUGCAGUGGUUGUGUUUACUGUUUCAUUGUACUACUUGGUACUAAAGGUACACUGCUGCUGCAUGACUAAGAAGUGCUUGCGCUUUUCUAUUAGAAGUUAAGGAAAUUGAUCCCUAAAAGAAAUAAGUUAAACUGCGGUUGAUUAUUGUCCAAUGUACUAUUUGCCACCCUGUAAAUUAAAUAUGGCAUACAAAAAGCAACCUUGUAUAUGGCAAUAAACACACUCAAAAAAGGCUGUUUGUUUUAUUUUGUAUCAAUGAUGAUUACAUACAAAUUCAAACAAGACUGAAUGCAGUGAAAGUCACAUACUGCAGAUUUUCCUUGAAGUUUUCUACUCGUGUUUUGGAGUAGACCCGGUGGAUUAUAAAUGUUGUGCCUGAGUUACUUGGUCUAAAACCCAAGAAU
Molecule: messenger RNA, 4575 nt
Organism: Gadus chalcogrammus (walleye pollock)
Lineage: Eukaryota; Metazoa; Chordata; Actinopteri; Gadiformes; Gadidae
Gene: herpud2
Product: HERPUD family member 2
Exons: 11
Coding region: 1975-3270 (431 amino acids)
Biological process (GO): endoplasmic reticulum unfolded protein response
Molecular function (GO): protein binding
Source: RefSeq, a predicted model, not a curated record